AGUUGCAGUCCAAAACACCUUGACAGCCCAACUUUGCAUACUCAGUCUAUAGAAUAGUAUAUAUAUAUAUAUGAACCUAGGCAGCUGUCUACUUAUGAAGGGUCUCCAGGAAAGAGCGAGGGAAGGAGGAACAGAGAGAGAUCAGGGUUGCAGACUAAUUAUGACCUUGUCACUAAUGGCUGAUGAAGCAUCCAUCACCAUCUGGUCUCUGACUGGCCGCAGGGAUUGACUCAAGAGCUGCCAUCUCAAUCCCGGGGGCUAAUUGUUUUUGCUAAACUACCAGACUCCCCUCCAGCCCGUCCUGUUGUCUUUUCCCCCCGCCUCCCUUACUUACACACAGAGUAAAUGGAUUAGCCACCAGAUUGUGGAAAAAAGGGCCCGGGAGUGCAUCUGCUUUGCGAGAGGAGCAGCAAAGGUGACAACCCUUUGCCCGCUUUCCCUGCCUUUCUGGCCCUGCGUCUCUCUCUCUCUUUCUUGCAAGGCAUCAGAGAUGAAACACUAAACAAGUCUUGGAAUGUUGCCCUCUGAUGUGGUUCAAACCCUUGCUGCCCAAGUCUCCAGUCCUCAACGAGGAGUAGAAUAGGUUGAGUGAAAUCCUAACCUGUCUCCUGAAUGGUAGUUGGGAUGUAUCUAUUUCUUCUCUCCUCUCUGUUUCUACUCUCGUUCUGUUUGGUUGUGUUGAAUGGAUACUCGCUCUAUCACAUGUGUUGGAUCUGUAAAGAAGCAACAAAGUUUUGGACGAAGAUUCAUGAAGAAUCACAAAAAGUUUUAAAGAGAACCUUUAUAAGAAAACCAGAGUAUUAUCUACCCUGUUUCCCCGAAAAUAAGACAGUGUCUUAUAAUAAUUAUAAUAAUAAUAAUAAUAAUAAUAAUAAUAAUAAUAAUAAUAAUACAGUACAAUUUUACAAUACAAUUUUAACCAACAUAAACCUAUCAGGAUUUCAAUGGGAAGUGUGGGCCUGCUUCUGGCCAAUGAGAUAGUCAGGUUAAUUAGGAUUGUUGUUGUUGUUGUGUGCCGUCAAGUCAUUUCAGACUUUGGGUAAGCCUAAGUCUAAAAUUAUUUAUUCAUUUAUUUACUACAUUUAUUUACUACAUUUAUAUCCCGCCCUUCUCACCCCGAAGGGGACUCAGAGCAGCUGUAUGUACAUACAGUAGAGUCUCACUUAUCCAACAUAAACGGGCUGGCAGAUUGUUAGAUAAGCGAAUAUGUUGGAUAAUAAGGAGGGAUUAAGGAAAAGCCUAUUAAACAUCAAAUUGGGUUAUGAUUUUACAAAUUAAGCACCAAAACAUCAUGUUUAACAACAAAUUUGGCAGAAAAAGUAGUUCAAUACUCAGCAAUGCUAUGUAGAAAUUACUGUAUUUACGAAUUUAGCACCAAAAUAUCAUGAUGUAUUGAAAACAUUGACUACAAAAAUGAGUUGGAUAAUCCAGAACGUUGGAUAAGCGAAUGUUGGAUAAGUCAGAUUCUACUGUAUUAUGUACCCUGUUUCCCCAAAAAUAAGACAGUGUCUUAUAUUAAUUUUUGCUCCCAAAGUUGCGCUAGGUCUUAUUUUCAGGGGAUGUCUUAUUUUUCCAUGAAGAAGAAUUUACAUUUAUUGUUGAACAAAAAAUGAACAUCUAUAUAUAUAAAAGGGUAAUGAAAUUUCGGCCUAGGACAAAACAACAAAACGACACAUCCCAGAAACACUAAACUUGGCAGCACAACCCCUCAUCCAUGCCUCUACGUUCAUACAACAAAAAGAAAAGAAAAAUAUAGUCCUAAUUAGAGGGAGAGGAACCAUGACUUGUUCAUGGUUCAAGUCAAGCCUUGAUUUUAGACUUAAUAUAUCCUGGAAGUUUUCUAUGUUUUUAUUCAUAUAUUCCUGCCUAAGUUUUACUAGUUAUGCCUUCCUGAUUGUGGAUUUAUGAUGUAUCUGUGAUUCCUGGCUGUUCCUGGACUUUGUCACCUUUGGAACUUCAUGAGACAUUUGGAUUAUUGUUUAAUGUAUAUAUUUGCUAACCUGUAUUCUAUGUGUAUGUUGAUUUGCCAGUUUGACUGUGGGAGGAGUUGUAGACAUGUGAUUUUGCUGAGCAUAUUCAGACUCAGGACUCCAUUCUAUAUUCAAUAUCUGUUUUCCACCUCAAAUGGAGGUGGAUGUGUGUCUGCAUCAAACCUCAGUGGAGGUGGAUGCAUGUUGUUGUUCGGACUUCAGUGCAGACUUAUGGACUUCAGUAAGGACAACUAUACCUAAAGACUAUGGACUAUUGAUUAAGAGUGAUAUCCUGUGUACUCAACACACGCAGAACUACAUCUUAUCAAUAGUAUUUGUCUCAAUUUGUUUCUGACACAUAAAAUACAAACUGUGAGUAGCUGAUCAGAGCCUGUCCAAGGAUUUUGCAAAAGCUCAAAGGUGAAGUACAACUCUCAGAAUCUGCCAUUAUUUAUACUGGAAGGGGAAUUUUGGGAAGUCGAAAAAGUAACUUUCCCAAGCUUAAGAAAAAAAGCUAAAUAAAUUUCCCCCUUCAUGUGGUUGUACUCACAGUGCAUCAACCAAGCCAUAGUCACAAUUUUAGCUUGAUUCCAGAAGCUUCUUCCAAGAUCAUUCCAAGAGUUCAGGACUUGAAUUUGAAUAUUUUUCUUCUCAAAGCCCUGUGAUUUCUUUGGCAAGUUUCCUCAUCUCUCCAGAAAGAUGCAGCGUCUAUUCGGAGAGUCAAUGCACUCACUUUCCUGAAAAAUAAACGCCCCAUGAAAUAUUUAGCUCUGAUCAGCAGCUGUCCUUGUAGGUUAACCCUCCUCCCUCUCCAAAAACCUCUUUGAUUGGAUCUCAGGGUGCCAACAAAAGUAGACAAUGUUGUGGUGACUGGUGGGGAGUGAGGGCUGAGGUAGAUCAAAUGUCUAGAGAACACAGCCAAUCUUAAUUUCUGGCCCGCCAGCUGAUGGCUGAACAAAUGAGUCGUAAUUGCCCCAUAGAUGGAUGGCAAGAGCAUGGCACGGGGCCGUUUUGUUAAGCGGCUGCGGAUAGAAAUGGUGCGGACAGAUUCGGUGUCAGAGGGAGGUCUGGUUACAGCUUUCUGGCACCAUUCGGGCCUCGGCGACGGUUCUUCGGCACCUUUCCCAUUCUUUUUUCUAUGGCUGAUGGUUCCACCUUUGGAGAGAGGCUAAAGAUUAAGAGGAUGACAGAGAGGCAUCUGCUUACACAGCGUUAAGGGCUAAUCUUCCCCACUACGCCACGGGAGCCUUGAAGAGAAGGGGGCUCGCACGCGGGCAGGACUCACACGGACAAAGUACCCAGAGGUCGACCCUCAAGGAAGAAGCGGCCAGCAGAUAGGCAAAUGGUAGUCCCCAUUUAGCAUGGCAGAGGCUGGCUUGCGUUGAAGGGACACUUCCAACAAGUCGUCCAGUUGCAACUGUAGAUAGCGGCUGGUCCACAUCAGCCUGGGUGCAACGACUUCUCUUGAGUCUUGGAGAACAUCUGAGGAGGAAGAGGCUGGUGCGAUAACACACGAAGACGACGUUCAAAAGCCCAAGGAGUUCAAGACCCAUCCGCUCUUCUCUGCCCCGAUCAAGUGCAGGCAUGGCUGUCUCCCCAACAGAGUCUGUGAUGAACAAAGGACUGGAAGGGAGCCCAACAGUAGGGCUCAGCAUGGCUCCUGGGAAAGUCGGAAGUCCCGUCUUGUUGUGUAAAGUGUGUGGCGAUACCAGCAGCGGGAAGCACUACGGCAUCUAUGCGUGCAACGGCUGCAGCGGUUUCUUUAAGCGCAGUGUCCGCAGAAAGCUCAUCUAUAGGUGCCAAGCUGGCACCGGGAUGUGUCCGGUGGACAAAGCACACAGGAACCAAUGCCAAGCCUGCCGUCUGAAGAAAUGCCUACAGGCAGGAAUGAACAAGGAUGCAGUGCAAAACGAACGCCAGCCCCGCAGCACCGCACAAGUCCGCCUUGACGCCAUUGACUUGGAUUCGGAGCGGCAACCUGAGCACCUGGCUACCACAAGGGAUGCGGCUCCGCCAUCAUUGCCCCUGGCUUGCCCUUCGCUGCCACCAAGCCACAGAGCCCCCACGUCCUGCUCCGUGACGGGGGCUUCAAGGGCCCGGGCCCCGACUCCCCCCAGCAACCAUCGCUUCAUGGCCAGCCUGAUGACAGCUGAGACGUGUGCCAAGCUGGAGCCCGAGGAUGCUGAUGAGAACAUCGACGUAACUGGCAAUGAGCCAGAGCGCCCAGGGGGUGAAGCCCACGUCUCCCCAUAUCCAACCGCCAGCCCAGAGAGUGUCUACGAAACCUCUGCCCGGCUCCUUUUCAUGGCUGUGAAAUGGGCAAAGAACCUACCAGUCUUCUCAAACCUCCCUUUCCGAGACCAGGUGAUCUUACUGGAGGAAGCCUGGAGUGAGCUGUUCCUACUCUGUGCCAUCCAGUGGUCUUUACCGCUGGAAACGUGCCCCCUGCUUUCUGUAUCGGAUCUCGCUCCCGCUCUCAAUGGAAAGCUUGUCUCUGGUGGAACUGACAUUCGUGCCCUGCAGGAAGUAAUCGCCCGCUUCAAAGCCCUAGCGGUGGACCCGACAGAGUUUGCCUGUAUGAAGGCAAUUGUACUCUUCAAGCCAGAAACAAGAGGUUUGAAGGAUCCAGACCAAGUGGAGAAUUUGCAGGACCAGUCCCAAGUGAUGCUGGGACAACAUAACCAGAUACAUUACCCAAGCCAGCCUGUUAGGUUUGGAAAGCUCCUGCUGCUCCUACCUUCACUGAAAUUUAUUUCUUCAGACCGUAUCGAGCUGCUUUUUUUCCGCAGGACCAUCGGAAACACCCCUAUGGAGAAACUGCUUUGUGACAUGUUCAAAAAUUGACGUUGGAGUUAUGCCAAGACUUCAGACAUGUGUUUGUUUAGAAACCGGAGUUUGGAAAGCAAGAUGCCAAAGAAGAAAGGCAAGCUGCUCCGGGCUCCUGCUGCACAACCAGCACUUGCAAACCAUCACGUGGCAUCUUAACUGGACACCAUUUGUAUAAUCAGAAAAGUCUUUGAAAUCCAUAGACCGCAACUUUAUAUAUUCCAAAAUGACAAUUGUCUGAACAUACACCCUCUCUACAUGCCAUUUCCAAAAUCCCAUCCCAUUUCCUUGUGCAAUUUCACCCCCGGAUUUCGUUUGCCCAGUAUAUAGCCCUGCAUCAUUCAGAUACUCUGCAACAGAAAGCCACUAAAGUGGUUUCAUUUCAGGCCUGAAAUAAAUACGGUCUGAAUAUGAGCAUCUCCAUGGCAAAUUCAAUCAGGAAGGCAUCCAUGGACAACACACUCCUCAAUGUGGAAGAGAGGAACAACAGCACCUCUCCACAGCCUCCAGAUGCCGAAGAUGGAAAAAGAGAAAAGCCUUGCCUCUGUCUAUAUACUGACUGUGUUUGUUCUUAAUUAUAUAAUGGCAUUGAAUAUUUGCCAUAUAUGUAUUCUGUAAUCCGCUCUGAGUUCCCUCAGGGAGAUAGAACGGAAUAUAAAUAAAGUAUAUUAUUAUUAUUAUCAUCA
Anolis carolinensis (green anole) is the source of this 5482-nucleotide messenger RNA. It is a transcript of the gene nr2e3, whose product is annotated as nuclear receptor subfamily 2 group E member 3. The record is from RefSeq and is a predicted model, not a curated record. Gene Ontology annotation, biological process: negative regulation of transcription by RNA polymerase II; anatomical structure development; positive regulation of transcription by RNA polymerase II. The transcript is spliced from 8 exons. NCBI's taxonomy places the organism in Eukaryota, Metazoa, Chordata, Lepidosauria, Squamata, Anolidae. Gene Ontology annotation, molecular function: zinc ion binding; nuclear receptor activity; RNA polymerase II cis-regulatory region sequence-specific DNA binding. The coding region runs from base 3555 to 4814 and encodes 419 amino acids.